Messenger RNA from Penicillium bovifimosum, 2103 nucleotides. Its product is annotated as Zn(II)2Cys6 transcription factor. The record is from RefSeq and is a predicted model, not a curated record. Bases 1 to 2103 code for a protein of 700 amino acids. Gene Ontology annotation, cellular component: nucleus. NCBI's taxonomy places the organism in Eukaryota, Fungi, Ascomycota, Eurotiomycetes, Eurotiales, Aspergillaceae. Gene Ontology annotation, molecular function: RNA polymerase II cis-regulatory region sequence-specific DNA binding; DNA-binding transcription factor activity, RNA polymerase II-specific; zinc ion binding. Gene Ontology annotation, biological process: DNA-templated transcription; positive regulation of transcription from RNA polymerase II promoter by galactose. The transcript has 6 exons.
AUGUCCGAAGUAUCAGAUAAAGCGAAACCUGGUUGGAGGAUUUCUCGCGCAUGCGAAGAAUGUCGCAGGCGUAAAAUCAAAUGCAAUGGGCUGACCCCGUGCAAAACAUGCUAUAUGCGCAACACACCCUGCGUCUUUAGGGAUUACAUUCGCAAUCGGCGUAAGAAGCAUGAGCUUGAUGGAGCCAGCCAGAUUGGCUCCCCUCGUCGGGGUUCCCCGAAUAGAGCUCCAUCAUCGGCGCAGCGCACAUCCUCUGUGAUGAAUGACUUCCCAAAUAGUGUGUCUGCGACACACAUGGCCUCCCCAUCAUGUCGGAUGCAGCUAUACUAUGGACCCACGUCGCAUUUCUCUCUUAUGCAGCACAUAUACCGAGACCUUGUGUCUAAUCCUACUGCCCAGCCUGAACCUUCUGGUGGAGUUGAGGAAGCAGGAGCUGGUUUGGAUUUGUUUAGCUUUCGUCGGAUCUUCUUUGGUACCCCUGACUCCCUUGAGAGCAACAAGAAUCUCGGGACUGGAGAUUUAUCUAUGAUGUUUCUCCCGUACGACCUGGCUAAACAAUUUCUUUCGCGAUAUCUUUCCAGCCUGUAUCAUAUGCUGCCACAUCGCCCUAAGCUAUACUACGAAGAGUGUCUGGAUCGACUGUACAGCCCUCGUCCUACGGACCGUCUUGACACUCCCACCCAAGCCAUUAUACUUCUCGCCAUGGCUAUUGCGGCGAUUGGAACAGAACAAUUCGCUUGGGGCGAUAUACUGUUUGAGCGAGUCAAGGCUUCUUUGAGCGCAUUUGAUGAUGUGGUGAAUGUCCAAAUGAUCCAAAUUGCAUUGCUCAUGAUAAGUGAUUCUCCAUCCGAUAUUCUCUAUCAAAACGAACAAGGUCGGCCCAACUCGGCAUUUCUGCACUUGGGCACUGCUUCGCGCAAAGCCUUAUCAGCCGGUCUGCAUAAGGACGUUCCCGCUGGGGGCGACCAAAAUUCAGAAAGCAUUGAAGAGCGACGAGUAACCUUCUGGUCUCUCUAUAUCUACGAAACUUGGUUUUGCUUCCAUGCAGGCCGUCCCAGCUCCCUAUCCUUGAAAGAUGUUGCCAUCGAGUAUGCGCGGGACCCAUUCAUUUGCUUACUAGUGCAGCUUUGUAAGACCAUCACCCGCUCGACCGAGCAAAUAUAUGGCCAACGGCAUGAGUCUUUGCUGCAUAUGUGGAAAGUCGCUCGGUCUAUCGCGGACGAUCUCCGUGGUCAUGAAGCCUAUCUGCGACAGGCUCUGGGGUUUGGUCUUGACGACCGCAUCCAGGGGGGUUCUCUGGGGGUUAGACAAGCAAUAUUCAUUACCUUAUACAACCACACCCUGCUUCUCACGUUUCGCCCAUUCCUGAUAUUCCGCGGCCAUUUGCAGCGCGAGAGAAAUAUAUUGCUCAACCAGUCUAGGACUGAUGCACCGCAUCACCCCAGAGAAACGCCUUCUUGGCUUAACGAAGCCUGCAGCCAUGCAAUCACCACCGCCCAAAAAACAAUCCGCCAUCUUUGUGAGGCUUCAAGAGUCAAUGAUCUUGUUCGAGAAUUGCGAUACCAUGGGUAUUUCUUGGGUAGUUCCUCGUUCACUCUAAUCUACGAGAUCGUCCAUAGUCCGAAUGUCGCCCCAGUCUAUCUGCCAUGGGUUUAUGCUUCUUUGCAGACCAUGAUGACCAUGCGAACUGGUGACCCGAUUACAAGCACAAUUUCAGCCAUGCAGACCGUGCUCCGGAAGAUCAAUCCAUCUUACGAGUGGUCACCAUAUCCGGCGCCAACUGGCGAAAAUAUUCCGAGCUUAGCAGGAACAACCACUCAGCCAGCCUUCCCUCACGAUCCCAGGAAUCGGUCAUUGCUCAAUAGCCCCGAUAUUCUAGAGAACCCGCCGCUGGAGACUCAGUCUGGCCAACCAACAUCUCCCUGGAACCUUCCACAACUAGGCAAUCUGGCUACCCCCGACGCUUGGGGCUCCCUGGCCUCUGGAGAAGACUUGCUUGAUUUCACACAGUCUGAUAUGGGUUGGGAUUUCGAUUUCUCUACCAUGGACUUGGAGGCGUUCUUCUCGAUUCAUCAAUCAAAUGAUGCUCAGGUCGUUUUAUAA